This is a messenger RNA of Echinops telfairi (small Madagascar hedgehog), 1053 nucleotides long. RefSeq names its product forkhead box protein L1. The coding region runs from base 1 to 1053 and encodes 350 amino acids. Lineage: Eukaryota; Metazoa; Chordata; Mammalia; Afrosoricida; Tenrecidae. Gene Ontology annotation, biological process: regulation of transcription by RNA polymerase II; anatomical structure morphogenesis; cell differentiation. The record is from RefSeq and is a predicted model, not a curated record. Gene Ontology annotation, molecular function: DNA-binding transcription factor activity, RNA polymerase II-specific; RNA polymerase II cis-regulatory region sequence-specific DNA binding. The transcript is spliced from 3 exons.
AUGAGCCACCUCUUCUGCCCGCGGCCGCCCGGCCUGGCCGCCUCGCCCCUGCUCUACCUGUACGGGCCCGAGCCGCCGCGGCUACCACUGGCCUUCGCCCCCGUCGCCGCGCUGGCCGCCUCGGGCCGGUCCGAGCCCCCGCAGAAGCCGCCCUACAGCUACAUCGCGCUCAUCGCCAUGGCCAUCCAGAACGCGGCCGAGAAGAAGAUCACCUUGAACGGCAUCUACCAGUUCAUCAUGGAGCGCUUCCCCUUCUACCACGACAACCGGCAGGGCUGGCAGAACAGCAUCCGCCACAACCUCUCGCUCAACGACUGCUUCGUCAAGGUGCCGCGCGAGAAAGGGCGGCCGGGCAAGGGCAGCUACUGGACCCUGGACCCUCGCUGCCUGGACAUGUUCGAGAACGGCAACUACCGGCGCCGUAAGAGAAAGCCCAAGCCGGGCCCGGGCGCGCCUGACGCCAAGAGGCCCCGCGCGGAGACGCAGCCCGAGGCGGUGGAUGGGGGCGCCAGCCCGGGCCCCGUGGCGACCCUGGGCCUGGAGGAGGGGCCUCCCGUUUGCGCCUUGCCCGCACCCCUGCCCCAGCCUGCGCCUGGGUCCCUGAGUGAGGACGCGCGCGCAGCGGCCAUCGGCCAGCCAGGAAGCACCGCCGAGAGUCCGGGAUGCUCUCCGUGUCCCGCCUCCUGCAGCUCCCCGAAAGGCACCGACAAGACCAAAAGCUUCAGCAUAGACAGCAUCCUGGCGGGGAGGCCCAGCCCCGAGCCCCUAAGGGGCGCCCAGCCCUCGCCGCUGGCCAGCCCCGCCGGCCUCCGCCCGCCCUUCAACGCCUCGCUGAUGCUCGACCCGCACGUGCAGGGCGGCUUCUACCAGUUGGGCAUCCCCUUCCUCUCCUAUUUCCCCCUGCAGCUCUCGGAGGCCGCCGCCGCUGCCGCGGCCUUCCAAUUCCAGCCCGUCUUGGAGAAUAAAGUUGUAUUUGCAUUAACCUCUCUCCUGGCUGCUUCCCUGGAUCAUGGGUGGGGUGGGGGGCGGGGGGUGGGGGGAGAAGAGGAAUAA